Pestalotiopsis fici W106-1 is the source of this 1401-nucleotide messenger RNA. RefSeq lists its product as uncharacterized. The transcript is spliced from 3 exons. Lineage: Eukaryota; Fungi; Ascomycota; Sordariomycetes; Amphisphaeriales; Sporocadaceae. Gene Ontology annotation, cellular component: cytoplasm. The record is from RefSeq and is a predicted model, not a curated record. Gene Ontology annotation, biological process: protein import into nucleus. The coding region runs from base 1 to 1401 and encodes 466 amino acids.
AUGUCGCUACCGCCCGAGCUCAUCCGCGUCAAGCGCAAAGCCUCGGAGAUUGAGCCCGUCUCCUACCUUCGCGUCCAGGAGCACAAGCGCCAUGUAACCGAUGCCUUUGUUUACCAGCGCCAGAAACAGGAGGCUGCUUUCGCCCACAUUCCCGUCCCUAGCUCUCAGAGGCCAAUCAUUCAUACUUCCGGCGCCAAACGUGGCAACGCCGCAUUCCAGAGCACGAAAGACAACAAUAACAACAAUUCAACCUCCAGCGGAGAUGAAGAGUCAUCAAAAGCACCCGAUGCGGCUGGCGGCGACCUAGAGUCUGCUGGACCUGGAGAUGAGCCCCGGCGUUUCCACAUGUCCAGAGCAGACAUCAUGCUUGCCUCUUCCAACUACCCGACUCAGCGCAAAUAUCGUGGCAUCGCCAAGAAGCGCUCCGCGCCCGCCCUCUUUGUCGAGCGCAAGCACAAGAGAUUGCCAUCGACCAAGUUCCAGAGUAUUGCCCAUGGCCUCAAUGUUGAGGACCCCAAGGAGGAAGCUCUGGGAGCGUCUCGGCACUCUACCUCGCAGACCCAAUCGCCGUCGCGUUCAGACCAGAUGGAAGUUGACAAUGCCGCAACCAAGCUGCGCAAGAAACCCGGACUAGCCAGACAAGCUCAACAAGAGGGCACAGCUUCACCCAAGAAGGCCGAGUUGCCGACUAGUAUGGUGGAUCGUUGGAAUGUCAAUCUAGAUCAGUUGACAGCCGACAUGAAUGCUUUUGCAUUGGAGCAAAUCGGUAUUAAUCUUCAGCGCCAAGAGGAGGAGGAGAGGAAGCAGCGCGAGAGGGAUGCGGCCCAACGAGCUCGCAUCGCUGCUGUCACGUCCUCGUCUACGACCUUUUCCUCGCCCAGUCCGUCGCGGUUCAAGCCCAAGGCGCCGGCAAAGCGAUACGCCGAGCGACACCCAGAGAAUGUUCCAAAGUCGGUCGACGAUGAUGCAACGAGCCCAGACGGCGCUGCUAGUGGCACAGACGAUGAGGACUACAUCAUUGAAACCUACGUACGUGUACCAGCCAGCACGAUAAGGAAGCAACACGUUGCUUCCAAAGAUGUGGGCUUGUUGGUAUUUGACGAAGAGCCAGAUAUGGAGUACUUUUACGGAGGGAAUAGUGACAGCGAGGACGAGUAUGCCGAGGAUGAGGACGAUGAAAAUGCCGAGAACCAUUAUACUGCCGAUUAUCCCGAUGAUGAGGUGGCAUCAGACGAUGAAUUCGGCCAAAAUGCUUAUGCCUACCGAAACGGAAACGCCUCAGAUCUGGAGGAGUAUGAUGUGAAUGGCUACCAAGAAAUCAACCCGGAUGAUGAUUCGGACUCUAAGGACGGUUUCAAGUCUUUCAUCGGUCGUGAUGGUACCAUAAGAAAACAUCUAUAA